Argiope bruennichi is the source of this 448-nucleotide messenger RNA. RefSeq lists its product as uncharacterized. The record is from RefSeq and is a predicted model, not a curated record. Lineage: Eukaryota; Metazoa; Arthropoda; Arachnida; Araneae; Araneidae. Bases 59 to 448 code for a protein of 129 amino acids. The transcript is spliced from 5 exons.
UUUCUCUCCCAGUCUUUUCUAAAUAUGAAAUUAAAUUCCAUUACCUUAAUUUUCUUACAUGAAGAUGUUUUCAAACUCAUCUUUAGAAAAGUAUAAAGUAAUGCUCCAUCAAUUAUCGCCACCUUUCAUUUCCGAGACAUUUCAAAAACAGACCUUUGGCAGAGCUCUCAGCGUCAACAACUGGAUCGGCUUUACUGAUUUUAUUCGCAAUUUUGCAAGCAUAGCUAACCAAUUAGAAUGUUCUAUGUUUAUUGUGUCCUGCUGCAGAACACGUGCAAAGCAGUUUGAUCUCUUUAAAGAAACCUUGCUGUUGUGGACAAUCAUCAUUUAUCAGCUGUGCAGAUUAAUCGAUCUGCCUAGGGCUUUCUCUGAAACCACCAACCCUAAGAAGCUGCCUAGUCUAACUAGUCGGAAAUUCACCAAUGGCCUCGAUUCUGAUUAUUCUUAA